Messenger RNA from Saccostrea echinata, 1198 nucleotides. RefSeq lists its product as uncharacterized. The record is from RefSeq and is a predicted model, not a curated record. The coding region runs from base 113 to 1198 and encodes 361 amino acids. Lineage: Eukaryota; Metazoa; Mollusca; Bivalvia; Ostreida; Ostreidae. The transcript is spliced from 10 exons.
UGAAGAUUACACAGUUGGGUUAGACGUUUAUGCCAAAUGCCAAGGAUUCCCGGGGUCACAUCCCGCCAAAAUUUUAAAGAUCGGUGAUGACAGAAGAGAACUACACAAUGAAAUGGAUCUGCUUAGGACAACACCUAGAUUGUGUUCCACUGAAGAAGAAACUUGUUUUAGCUUUGAGCAAUAUUGUAAAUUUUCUAUUCAUUUUUCUAAAACAUUUUACAGCAUGCCUCAGGAAAAAUCAGCUGAAAAGCAGCUUCAGGGUAAAGAUAGGAAUAAGAAGCAGAAAGUUGAAAAAGCAAAUAAGAAGAAAAUGGAAGAAGUCAAUCCGAUUGAUAAGAAAAAGGCACAGGAAGAAAUGAGAAAAAAGAAAUUUGAAGAGAAAAAAAAUGAGGCAAUUCUGAAGAAAAAAGCCAGGACAGGACUAAAUACCAAAGUUUUGCGAGAGUUGAAUAUUGACUUCAAUAGAAUUCAAAACGAGAACAAAGACACUGAGGAAGACUUACUACCUCUACUACCUCUUCAGGACAUUGACUUUACACAGUUAGCUGAUGACUCUGAUCAUGAGGAGGAUGCUCUCGAUGCUGAAUUGAUUGCUUUAACGGACCUGCCAGUUCAACAAGUGAAUGCUAAAGGGCACAAUACUGUGGCUCAAAGAGCCCCACGAAACCGAGCACUGGAGGUGAAAUAUGCUGAAGCAAUUAAAGAAAAUGGCAUUCUAAAAUGCAAACUUUCAGAGGCUUACAAAGAGUUGGAGGAGUUGAAAUUGAAAAGCCAGAAUAUGUCAAAAGAAAAUAAUGAGGAUUACACCAUGCCAAAGCCCGGUAAACUUUCGAGUGAUGUGGCAAAAAGAUACAAGAUGGUUGAACUAACACCUGGAUCAGGUGUGUACCUCUAUCAAGAUGAUAUUGACCACGUACAAAAAGUGCGAGACCCUUCUGCCCAAGGAACAGCUGCCUAUGGUAAAUGGAUGGCAAAACUCCUCAUGAAUAUAUUCUUCACCAAGAAAGACUUUCCUGAUUGCAAGCUGUCUCCCAAUGCUAAAGGCCAUCUACUGCUAGAUGAAACCAUAACAAGUGCAUUUAUCAAUUUUUCAGCGCAGAAGUCAUGUGCCACAAAAGGGGCUAUUCGUCAAGCAAUGGCUGCAAAAUUAUCAUCUGCAAGAGCUAAGAGCAAGAAAGUUGUGCAGCAUGUAGAGUAG